Perognathus longimembris pacificus (Pacific pocket mouse) is the source of this 1395-nucleotide messenger RNA. RefSeq names its product RBPJ interacting and tubulin associated 1 (gene Rita1). Gene Ontology annotation, biological process: nuclear export; negative regulation of Notch signaling pathway; Notch signaling pathway. Lineage: Eukaryota; Metazoa; Chordata; Mammalia; Rodentia; Heteromyidae. The record is from RefSeq and is a predicted model, not a curated record. The transcript has 3 exons. The coding region runs from base 207 to 959 and encodes 250 amino acids. Gene Ontology annotation, cellular component: cytoplasm; nucleus. Gene Ontology annotation, molecular function: tubulin binding.
UGGCCUGCGCCUGCGAUUACGCCCUUUGAAGCCUCGGAUUGGUGGUCUGCAAGAUGCAUGGACUCGAAGCCCCGUCCCGGGCCGCUCAGAGGAUUAAAUGAGAUGCUGCUGCUAAAGCAGGGAGCCCUGGAGACAGGCCUGGUGGGCAGAGUGCACCUGCUGGCACCGGGGACCCCUAGCGUUGUGAAGACCCCUGGGGGGCUGUCAUGCAGACCCUCCACCUUCAGCAACGGAGCCCAGGCUACCGGGUGAAGGCCAGAGAGUCCUACGUGGAUGAGACAUUGUUCGGCAGCCCUGCAGGCACCCGGCCUGCCCUGCCAGACUUUGACCCACCCUGGGUGCAGAAGACUAACAAAACCAGAGGAAGUGCCACGGGAGCCUCACAAGCUUUCACUGAACCUGGCAGCAGUGAGGUCACCUCCUCCAGGGGCAGCACCCCAACCCUCACACCAAGAAAGAAGAACAAAUACAGGCUCCUACGCCACACCCCGACCUUCUGUGAUGAGUCGCUGUUUGGCCCCCGACCAGGGGGUGUGCGCCAGGAGGCCUCAGGGAUGGCAAAGGGGGACCCCACAAAGCUUCAUGCCCUCUUCUGGACCCCACCUGCUACCCCCAGGACCGGCCACUCACCCCGCCCCAGGGACACCCCUCUGCGAGCCAUUCAUCCAGCCUGUUCCUCCAAGACAGAGCCCGGGGUGACUGCAGACUCCCGGAAUUUGUCCCUACAUAGGGCAGGGGCCCCCCGCCCUCUGGGGCAGGGGCGUUCCCGUUCUGUCACCCAACUCAAUGGUCCCAGCUCCCUCCAGACCAAUGGCCCUCAGGACCCCAGGCCUUCCACGGCAGGGGUGACCUUCCGGCGUCCCCCGCUGACUCCCAGGGCUCGCUCUGCCAGUAUUUCAGUGCCAGCUGCCUCCGGGCCACAGGCGGCUCCCCGCAAAUCAAAACCCCCUUGGAGGUGAGGUAGGCCUUACCACAGUACUUGGCUGUGUGUGGGUCAUGCCGGGUGGCUGGGAGACCAGUAUCUCCCAGGUACCCCAUGGUGAGGGGGGACCAUGCUUCCUUGGGUUGCUAUUGGGGAUUUGGAUCUGAGAUUUUUGUCUGGCUCUAGCCUGGCCACAUUCCCAAUCAGUGCCAAUUUUGUUUUUGGCCCCUCCCACCCCACACAUUCCCAACCAAUCAGUGCCAACCAUUUGCCUUUGGCCUCUCCCACUCUCCCAGCCAGGUUCUGGUUGGGACUUUGUUUCCUGGAGUCUGGGGGUCUGAGGACUUCCUAUUCCUAGGCUCUGAGGGCCCCAGAGGACAGAACAGCAUCUGGGUGAUGAGAGGGCAGGUACUGUUCAGUGCAACUUCAUGUAUUUAUUUCUGGGUAUUAAAUGUAUCAGUAGCUCAUUAAAA